AUGCCUAACCCGGACAAUCCGGAUGACGAGUCAAAUCCUGUUCUGGGCCCCUUCCUUUCCAUGACUGUUAAUGAAUUAGAGCGGAAACUAGAACGGCCAGUGUUGACUGAAACCUUCACGUCUGUGAAACGCUUCAUGGACCUUCAUUGUCAUAUAUUAUCGCAGACAUUUCAACUGCCCGUUGAAGAGCUCGACCGCAGGCAGGCAAAAAUGGAGCUAUUUGCCCUGGAAAGUGUAUCGAAGGAGAUCCCAAAACACAUCCAGCUGCAAGAAGUACCAGAGCGCCCAUAUAUAUUAGCCCACCCGGAUUUAAGAUGUGGCAAUAUCAUGGUUGACGAUGACUUCCAUAUUCUGGGCAUCAUUGACUGGGAGUUUACGAGUACAAUUCCCCAACAGAUUUACAUACCACCACCAUGGAUCACCGGCCAUGACCCUGAUACACUUCUUAUGGUGACUGGUGUGCCGCGAGACCAAAUUUGGCUAGAAUUUCGCAGAGUCCUGGAGGAGUUGCACAAGACAUCAAGCGGUUGGACGCAGUUAUGUCAAGAUUGGGGAUUGUUGCACCAAGACGACACACAAAGUCAAGAUUUUCUCCUGGAACUGUCACCGAUAGUUCAAAUACUACGUCACCCUUCUAGCCUGAUAGAUGUGUACUACCCUUCCAUUUUUCAACGGCUAUUCGGGUCUGAAACGCGUAGGGAUGCCGUGGUCAACGAGUUUUUUGAACAGAGUAAAAAUCAAGCUAUUGCAGAGCAAAUUGAGCUUCAUAUUCAGAAAUCGGAGCGAUACACCGAAUACUUGCGCAACAACAAUUUACUCAUUCCGUAUGAACGGCCUCAGCAGAUCCAGGAAUUCUUGAAAAGGGCAAAGGCUUUGUUACAGGCUGGAGAAGCACGUCACGGCAAGGAGAUUGAGGAAUAG
Metarhizium robertsii ARSEF 23 is the source of this 921-nucleotide messenger RNA. RefSeq lists its product as uncharacterized. The record is from RefSeq and is a predicted model, not a curated record. Lineage: Eukaryota; Fungi; Ascomycota; Sordariomycetes; Hypocreales; Clavicipitaceae. The transcript has a single exon. Bases 1 to 921 code for a protein of 306 amino acids.